GGGAGGUUGAGUGCAGAGCUAAACAAGCCUUAUGUCAAAAUGUCAUCUGUUUCCAAAGGUUAAUUAGAAGAUCACGUCGCCAGUCCGACCACAUUUACUACAUACCCUGGCGUAGAAAUAGGAGCUGCAGCGUGAUAGAAGACCCAAUAACGUAAUAGAAAUAAGCAUAAAUGAUCAAAAACUGAACUCCAUUUGUCUACAGUAAAUAAGCUUACGACAUUUUAACCUCUUUGAAAUAAACCAAAACUCGCUUCCGGACCAGACAAACACAAAAGAAGGUUAAGAUUUGUUGUCAAAGUGUCUGAUUUGACAGGCUCCUCCAGAGGUGACCACAAACAUUGACAACUUACUCACGUAUCUCAUGCCAACGUGCAAUACAAGUUUAAACACAGUGCGGACUGUCUACAUUUGGGUGCUGUCACAUAUCGGCUGUAAAAUUUCUCCUGACACUACAGUUGAAGUCUCUAAAUUCUCCCUGCUGGAAGUAUUAAGUCAAAGGCAAGGCUCAGCGCUGGAGAUCAACAUUCUCUUUCAUUACAUGUGUCAGCUGUUAAGUGUACCUUGUGUUCUUAUACAUGGCAUUAUCAAGUCACAAAACGACGAUGUCCACAGUUUUAAAGACAACCCUCCAUCAUCGAAUCAUGUCUGGAGUAUAGUGUUAGUCCAGAAUGAGUGGCGAUUUGUUGACUGUGCAAGCGGUGGCGGUAAUAUGGACGCAGAGUGUCAAGAGGAAGACCAUUCCCUUGAGAUGUACUUUCUGACUGACCCUGAUGUGUUUAUCCUCACACACUUCCCGCUCUGUAUGUCCAAUCAGAAGCUACACCACACAGCGACAGAACGCUUUGCUUGCCAGAGGUCAUUGUCUCUUCAGGUUCAAGAAACUCUUCAAAUGUUGGAGAUGCCGAUUUCAUUUUCUGAUUUCUGCAAAGCUGCCAUUCCCACGACGUUUGCUCUGAACAACAGUGUGGAGCUCAUAUCACAUUCCAGUUAUCACGUGACUGUCAAAAUGGGAGACACUUUCGAGUUCACGGCGCCCCACUUUGUCAACAUGGCUGCAGUUCUGUCAGAUGUUCCGUCCGGAAAUGUCCUGAAGAACAGCAUCCUGGCUACCAGAUCAGGACAUUUCGGAUAUCGCAUUUUCGUUAAACCCAGACACAUUGGAAAAUACUGCCUCAAAAUUUACGGGGCCAAGAAGUGCGGUGAUUUCAGAAGUGUGAUGACUUAUCGUCUUCAUGCAGAACAAGUAGAUAAUGAAUUCGUGGCAAUGCCGGAACUAUUUGGUGUUUGGGGCGCGAGCUUAAACGCGUUGCAGUAUGGUUUUACCAAAGCGAUAUUUCGAUUUGAUAUUCUGACUUGUAGGAGUGGUGAGAUAUAUAUAAAGCUGCCAACGACGGGCUUCGUUCAGACCAAAAGUAUAUUGAUGUUUGGGAGUGAGGAUAACAUUACGGAAAGAGCUCCUCAGAGUAAUCAGUCAACAUUGAAUCAGUACACAGAAGGAGUGGUGCAUAUCAUGGCCAAGCUGCGUCAGAGAGGUUUCUACAGAUUGAGUCUGCAGGCGCAAAAGCAGGAGAGUGACGGGUGCGAAAAUUCGGCUUUCAGUACUGUUACGGAGUUAUUCAUCCACUCCCUGAAGCCGUCUCUCGGCCAGGCUAUUUACCCCAGGAGCUACCCCGUCGCGCAGAGUUACCAGACCUUGCUGCUGGAGCCACUGACGGGAGAGCUGGAGAUCAAUAAGACAACUAUGUUCAGGGUCAGGUCAAUGCUGCUGACCAAAGCAAAGGUGGAAGGAGAGGUGAUGGUCAAGACGAGUGGCGAAAAUUGUCAUGAGGGGGACACUUGGAGUCUCGAGUACACGCCGAAACGCGUGGGAGUGCCAGUGUAUAUAUACGGAACAGUUGGUCUGGACGCCUCCAUGCACGCCUUGUAUAAGUUUAGUGUGGUCAUAGAUGUAGAUAUGACCAGCACAUAUAUGUAAAGAAAUUUCAAUCUAUUCUAUACUGUGCGAACAUAUUUUAAAGGGAAGU
Molecule: messenger RNA, 2024 nt
Organism: Biomphalaria glabrata
Lineage: Eukaryota; Metazoa; Mollusca; Gastropoda; Planorbidae
Product: kyphoscoliosis peptidase-like
Exons: 5
Coding region: 362-1975 (537 amino acids)
Source: RefSeq, a predicted model, not a curated record